Molecule: messenger RNA, 1115 nt
Organism: Baudoinia panamericana UAMH 10762
Lineage: Eukaryota; Fungi; Ascomycota; Dothideomycetes; Mycosphaerellales; Teratosphaeriaceae
Exons: 3
Coding region: 279-1028 (249 amino acids)
Biological process (GO): regulation of GTPase activity; endoplasmic reticulum to Golgi vesicle-mediated transport
Cellular component (GO): trans-Golgi network; TRAPP complex; cis-Golgi network
Source: RefSeq, a predicted model, not a curated record
UCUUAUGCUCGGGACUGUGAGCUAUGCAGCCGUUGGGUAUCUCAAGCGUUUCCGUAAAUAGAUCAAGUUCACUGGAGUAGCAUGUGCAUGCUCCGAUACAUGACUCCUCGCCUUAGAAGAUUCUGAUUGGUGUCAUAUGUGAUUGUAAAAGAGAGAGAGGGGAAGGCACGACUAAGAGAGGUGGCUCGCUUCGCGGCGAAGCUUGACAACGCUCCCAAACUUCAACUCUCCGAGCCAGGUACAUCGCAAAGCAUCCUGCUUCAUAUACAUCCCCGAACAUGUCUCGCGUCCCCCAACCUCAACCGGACGAAGAUCCACUCAAUCCAAAGGCCGCAGCAUCAGCCCUUGACUUCCUCCUCAUCGAGCUGGUUCCGCUCGCUCAGCGAGUGACCGAGCAAGUCAAUGCCCGGCACAAAGCACUAAGAGAGCAGUACGAGCGUACGAGGACGUCGAUCAGAACCACGGCGUCUACACCCAUCAACCAAGAUGAGCAACAAGGAGCCAAUGCCGAGAAUGGGGCGAUUGGCAGGGAAGCAAAACGCUCUGUGGAUGACCAAGAGCCCGCCUUGACAAGCCUAGGCUUCCCCGUCAUGACCGAGCAGACUCGAGAGGGUGUGUUCUGGCGGCUCGACGGUAUGGGUUACCGAGUAGGACAAGGACUGGUUGAGCGCUUCUCCGUCAACAAGCCCAGACCAACCAACGAGCUGGAUGCCAUCAAGUUUAUAUGUAAGGAUCUAUGGAUCCUUGUUUUCCGCAAGCAGAUCGACAACCUCAAGACCAACCAUCGAGGCAUCUUCGUGCUCACGGACAACAAAUUUCAGCCGCUCAGUAAGAUGAGCAUUGACCGGCGGGCGGGUAACAAGGCCGCUGAAGAAACUGCUGCUAGAGCGCAGACGUACCUAUACUAUCCGUGUGGCGUCAUACGAGGCGCUCUUUCUGGCUUCGGGAUGGAAGUCACCGUUGAAGGCUCUACAACAGAGAUCCCAUCGGCCACCUUUCAGAUCAAGACGAAGGGCGCGAAGCCGUAAGCAACGUCAGAGAUGUCUUCCUCCUACGACAACAAGCGUGCAGUCACAGCGUCUGCUGCUGUUACCCAGCACAAUGCUCAAAAGCUC